AUGUCCGUCGCGAAGGAAUUCGAGGCUGCGAACGAGAAGUAUGCGGCAUCUUUUACCAAGGGGGAUCUGGUGCUUCCUCCUCAGCGUAACGUUGCUGUCGUAGCAUGCAUGGACGCCAGACUCGACACCGCACGCGCCCUCGGCCUCGAAGAAGGCGACGCCCACGUCAUACGCAACGCCGGUGGCCGGGUGACGGACGCCCUGCGCAGCAUCGUGAUCUCCCAGCAGCUGUUGGGGACGCGGGAGAUUGUCAUUGUUCACCACACGGACUGCGGAAUGCUCACCUUCACCGACGACGUCAUCCGGUCCAAGAUCAAAGCGGAACUGAACCAGAACGCGGACCACAUUGCGUUCCUACCCUUCCCGGACCUGCGACAGAGCGUGCUGGAUGAUAUCAAGUUGCUCAAAGAUAGUCCGCUCGUGUUGGAUGUGCCGAUUACGGGGUAUAUUUAUGAGGUUGAGACGGGGAAGAUUGUGAAGAUUGAGUAGGUUUUGGGACGGGGGGUAUGCGGGUAGGAAUGAGGGUGUUGGGUUUUUU
Messenger RNA from Aspergillus calidoustus, 538 nucleotides. NCBI's taxonomy places the organism in Eukaryota, Fungi, Ascomycota, Eurotiomycetes, Eurotiales, Aspergillaceae. The record is from the annotation of a GenBank genome assembly.